Molecule: messenger RNA, 1309 nt
Organism: Cladophialophora immunda
Lineage: Eukaryota; Fungi; Ascomycota; Eurotiomycetes; Chaetothyriales; Herpotrichiellaceae
Exons: 2
Coding region: 220-1026 (268 amino acids)
Source: RefSeq, a predicted model, not a curated record
CUUGCCUUAUAUUUAGAACCAACUAGCUGCACUGCCAUUCUUCAUUAGGCAGUCGCACAGUGGUGGUCACUGGGGCUGCAAAUGCGAGUUUCUUUCUGGGUACUUAAAUAUCCUGCCCGCUGGCCCUGCCAUGGAGACUUCGGAUGAUCAGAAAGACGCCACAACUCACACGCCAGACGACACUGCACUUGAGAAAAAGCCAACGAAAGAGAUCGUAAGAUGAGGCACCGCGAGAAAGGAAAGUUCGGCGCCAUUAGAAAAAGCCACGAGUUGCACACAAUAUGGAUCUAUUCCGCGGCCCGCCACAUAAUCAAUCCAAAGGCUAGAGAGGCCUAUACAUACAGAUCCUCUGGUCACGGACCAUGGCAACCGGUGAUCAAAAACAUUGAAUUUGAAAGGCUGUUGCAGAGGAUACUUUUCCUGAAUGGUCUAGACGACGAAAAAGCAAGAGAAGAUGGGGACAAAGCUUGUGAAGAAGCAGAACUGUCUCAACCCCCGCCAGGCCGGCCACCGAACGAAGAGAUCCAAAAUCGCCACGGCUCGAACGCCCAGCAGACGGGAUUGUCCGAAGAUGGCAUUGGUCAUACAGCUUCACAUUCAGUCAGCCAGUCCUCGCCCGAGCCAACAAACACAGCCACAGCAGUUAAAUGCACAAGAGAACCCCUAGCAGAAUUACACUCUGUCAUCUCAAACAACCGGCAGUUGACGUCGCGAAUGCUCGUUCUUGCGUCUCUAACACGCGUCCCUUCCAAGGAGGCCAUCGUACCGGAGCCACGGACUAGUUCAUCGGCAGCUUCCAUACGUGUUAACUCAAUGGCAGAAGGACAGGUUGAAAUGCGGAAUCAUCACAAUCGCGUGGAAGCAUCCUCUGCUGGCGCAAGACCUGCCAUGAAGCAAGCGAGGCGUCAUGGUGAUCGAAUCAGCCGCAAGAAACGGUAUGCUCGUCUGGAAAAGGAGUUCAAGCGACUGUCACGGAUACAGCAGAUACAUGAGCAAUUGAACAGGACGAGGGCCCAAGUGAGGUAGAAGAGAGUGACUUCGAAAGUGACUUUCGAUCAUGAGCGGGCAACGUGGUGGCCCUUAAACUCGAGCACUGCUCGAUUGCACCAUCACUCCAUAUCCGAGCCCUCAAGCAAACCAAACCCGCUCCUCCGAGUGCUGGGUGCGCUUCAGAUGCUUCCGAGGGGACAACUGUUCAGCUCCGAUUUUGUCAAGCAGGUCACAAGUACGGUAAAGCUCAGGGACGUGAUCUUGUGGGCUCCUAUCCAAACAUACGCCCUAAUCACGCAAUUUUACUAUCCAAGUUCCU